Messenger RNA from Ostrea edulis (European flat oyster), 2150 nucleotides. RefSeq names its product sequestosome-1-like. The coding region runs from base 414 to 1709 and encodes 431 amino acids. The record is from RefSeq and is a predicted model, not a curated record. Gene Ontology annotation, molecular function: K63-linked polyubiquitin modification-dependent protein binding; zinc ion binding; protein kinase C binding. Lineage: Eukaryota; Metazoa; Mollusca; Bivalvia; Ostreida; Ostreidae. The transcript has 6 exons. Gene Ontology annotation, cellular component: aggresome; amphisome. Gene Ontology annotation, biological process: mitophagy; endosome organization; aggrephagy.
CAAUCUACACACAAAAGGAAAAUAGAAUUUGAACAUUUUCAGCUCAUAUGGGAGCUCCUUUUAAAAGAUGAAUGUUGAUUAUUUCAUGUCAUGAUAUUAGCUUCCAAUAAAUUCCGAACAGGAUUUUUCAGGAGAUUUUGAGAAGCGGUAGCGGAAACCCCCAAAAUAACAUUUAUCAUGCUGAUAUGCAAAGGAACUUUCUAGUAUUCUAAAAAUAACUAUGACAUGACGAAAUGUUUUGGUUGCGCAGUCACAUGACCAUGAUUUUGUAAAUUUGACAGCUCUUAUAAAAAGCAGGUUGUGCCUCCAUUAUCAAACUUGCGCUGUAGAGAAAACCAAAAACAGGAAGAAAAUAGUUCAAAGAAACUGUUUCUGAAGAAUAUACUAGUUGUCAUCGAGGGAAUCAACUCAAAAUGUCGUUGACUGUAAAAGCUUUUUUGAUGAAAGGAGGAGACGAGAAGGCUGAAAUUCGGCGCUUCACGGUCCCGACAGACGUGUCAAGCAGUUUUGAUUACCUGCAGAAGAAAAUUGCCGAGAUUUUUCCAGGUCUUGCUCGUGGGAAUUUUUCCCUGUAUUGGAAAGAUGAGGAUGGAGAUUUGAUUGCCUUUUCUACUGGAGAGGAGUUGCUGGAGGCCUUGGGAUUUGUUGACAAUGGACUUUUCCGUGUUUUCAUCAGACCUACUACCCAGUCCACAAAUAGCAAUCCAAUUGGAAAUGUCCCUCCCCAGGAGCAUCCAGGAAUUGUCUGUGAUGGCUGCGAAGGAAAAGUGAUUGGAAGGCGGUACAAGUGCACUAUCUGUCCUGAUUAUGACCUGUGUCAGACAUGCGAGUCGAAGGGAAUCCACGCUGAGCACAACUUCAUUAUGUAUGAUACCCCAACCCAAGGAUUUGGCUUCCCCUUCUGCGGUCCCCCAAGACAUGGACCUCAUGGCCAAGGACCACCAUGUGCCCCUCCACAUUUCUUCCGGUGGAUGGAAAGAAUGGCUAGAAGACAGCAGAACAGAGAAAAUGCAGGUUGCCCAUGGAAUACCCAGAGAAAUACUGAGGAAAAGGCAUCAAAUGAACCCAAAUGUGAGAACUCCUGCAACCCGGAGGAGUUCCUACAGUCUGUUGGUCAGUCUGUGGCUGCCAUGCUGGAUCCACUAGGUAUCGAUGUUGAAGUGGAUGUGGAACAUGGAGGACGAAGAUGUCCAGCAUGGGGCCAAGGCAGUAAAUGCAGAGGAAGAAAAGGUGGAAGAUGCGGACAAGGGAAGUGUGGAAAGAAGGGAGAGCAGGAGGAGAAAAUGGAAUCUGAUAAACCAGAACCUGAACCAGAGAGUCAGAAGGCUCCAGAGGAGACAACUCCAAUGGCCACUGACAAUGCUGACAAACCAGAGACUGAUGGUCCAUCCACCAGCAAAGGAAGCAACCCAGAGACUGUAUACAAGGACUUGGAGACCUGGACCAUCUUGGAGGAUGGUGAUAACUCAGGUCCAAGGCCCACCCCCAUGGCCGCUGCUCCAGUUCAGCCUCCUCCAGUCCAGCUGAUCUAUCCUCCCACAGAUCCUACGAUUGCCACUGCCCUGCAACAGAUGCUGGGAAUGGGUUUCCACAAUGAGGGAGGAUGGUUGCAGCGCCUUCUGGAGGAGAAAGAUGGCAACAUCAGUCAGGUGUUGGAUUCCAUUCAGACCAAGGCUAAGGUUACCUCGGAUGGAAGCUACAUGGCCUGAAUGUGUAUACAGAGCAUCUUGUGAACAGAGAUCUAGCUUUUAAAUGUUUUUAGAUACUUUUAACCUUAAGGAUCAUCGUAAAAUUUAAGUGUUGAUUUUCUGUUCUUGUUUCAAUACCAGUUUAUUUUUUGUCUCCAUUUAUGUUACUACAUGUACAUGUAUUAUGCUAAAACUUUUCUCUAUUGGUGACUUCUGAGACAUUGUUAUUCAAAAGAAUGUACAAUAUAAUUGAUUGUUGUAUUAGUUUAUGGCUUCAAUAUAUUUUUUUUAUGGAAUGGUUUUGCAGAUCUGACAAAUAACAAGGAUUAUGCCCCAAAUAUUAGGUAUAUAUAAACUGGCCAAUAUUCAGUUACUCUUUCAUGUGGUUUUUGCAUAUAUUUGUGUAUAGAUAUUAAUUUUCAUGGUAUUUCUGUGAAUAAAAUUUGGAUUUUGAAAAUGAAA